UAAACAGUUUCCAGGAAGCCUUAAACGGCUGAUUGCAAGUGCCCGGAUGUACGAGUAAAAAUUAUCGAUCCGCCAUCUUUGCAAUACGCUAAUCUGUUAAAAGUUGUUUCCAAAGAUAAAUAAUGCGUGUCAGACGGCACAAAUUGCAAUUAAAAUGGAUGAUUUGAAUAACAUGACACUUGAGAAUUUUAGAUUAUGGUCUUUGAAGGCUUUAAAAGUGUAUUUGUCGCACAGAAACCUGUCGGUGAAUGGAACGUUCGACGAACUGUCAGCGAGAGCAUUUUGCGCAUGGGAACAGAAUCUGCCGGUGAACGAACAAGCUGAACAGGCUGAGCAACGUCUUCUUCAAGAGUACAAGCACAAGCUUUUGGUGGAAGAUGAUGUUUUACCAGACCCAUUCUCACUUCACACAGGUUGGCAAGGAGAGAAGACAGCUAUCCACAAGUGGCCAUCCGUGUAUCUGGUAGACAUUGCUAAGUACCUGAACAAUGAAACUCACAAAGAAAUUUUUGAUCGGCUUCUUAAUGAGUAUAAGGAAGGAAAAGCCUAUCGUUACUUCCAUAACAAAUGGGUGCAGGAAGUGUUUUACCAUGAGAUACGGCCAAACAGUGACAAGUGUAUACUAAAAGCAAAGUGUGUGCCAUCCAUGUCAGUAAACAGUAAGAAAUAUGAUGUCUGGGUUGUUGUUAGAAAGGACAAAGAUGAUGGAGAGUCAGGAGGAGAAAUAGUGUCUGCCUACUGUACCUGCACGGCGGGAAUGCAUGGUACUUGCAAUCACAUUGCUGGUGUAUUGUUCCGGGUGGAAAAUGCUGUGAAAACCGGAGAGACCAAGACAUCUUCAACUAGUAUGAAGUCUAGAUGGAAUGUGCCAUCCAGUAAACCUCAAACUAAGGAUGCAGUUGCUGUAAUGGAUGUGACAUGGAAAAAGGGCCAUUACAGAAAAAAUCCAGCAGAGGUUGAAGACGAGAGGCGAAAACAUUCCCUAAAACUGAACUUCACUCCGCUCAACAAGAGACAAACUGAAGAAGUCAAAAACAUUACAAAAUUAAAGAAUGACUUAUACAAUUUAGUAAAAGAAGAUGUCCCAAACUCCUGUUUCAUAUUAACAAUUGAAAAGCGGCACAUAACAGCUAAGGUAGACCCACAAAUGCCCCACUCUUUGGGUGAGAUUGCCAACAGGCUUGACCCAGAGGCAUCAGAUCCAAGGGGAGAAUUCCUGCAAAGAAUAGCAAUAAGCAAAGAACAAUGUGGUGUUUUGUCAGAGGCUACCGUCGAACAGUCGAACUCAAAGGCAUGGAAUGAGCACCGCAAAGGACGGGUAACAGCUAGUUUGUUUCACCGAAUCAGCAGCAGAGUUGACACAUUACGUAAAGAUAGCUCGGCUGACCCGACUAAGUUAGUCGAUGCUAUACUUCGUCAAAAAGAAAGUCAUCCAACCACUGCCAUGAAACACGGUCUGUCCUUAGAACCCCAUGCCAAGAAAGCGUACACGCAAGUGAUGAGAAAAAAUCACAAGAAAUUCAAAUCGAAGAAUACGGGACUGCUUGUUUCCUCUGCCAACCCAUAUAUGGCUGCAAGUGCAGAUUUGGAGAUUGAGUGCCAGUGUUGCGGAAAAGGUCUUUGUGAGAUAAAGUGUCCAGAGUCCAUUAAAGACACUGCUCCAAGCUCUUCAAAUCUAGCAUACUUAAUUGAAGAAAGUGGGAAAGUCCAGGUCAGUAAGAACCAUGCGUACUUCUUCCAAAUUCAGGGACAAAUGGCAAUACAUGGUAGACAGUAUUGUGACUUGUUUGUGUACACAUAUCAUGGAAGUGUCACUGUACGUGUUAUGUUUGAAAAAGAAUUCUGGGAUGUUUUGGAGGAGAAGUUGUCCUGGUUUUGGUUAUCACAUGUCUUGCCAGCCUUGUUGAAUUGGAAUUGCAACGACAACAAGACAACAGACAAUACUAAGGAAAACCCUAAAACCCCAACGAAGAUUCAGACACUUAGUCGCUCUCACGCCGUCUGCAGGGCACUUGAACCAUUAUCCCCAAAAGACAACAGUAAGAUCAUCCAGCAGCCUAAGAAGCGCCGUAGACUGAACAAAUUUCCCAAUAUAUCUUUGUAUUAUGUGCGGUCUUGA
Messenger RNA from Dreissena polymorpha, 2119 nucleotides. RefSeq lists its product as uncharacterized. Bases 155 to 2119 code for a protein of 654 amino acids. The record is from RefSeq and is a predicted model, not a curated record. Gene Ontology annotation, molecular function: zinc ion binding. The transcript is spliced from 2 exons. NCBI's taxonomy places the organism in Eukaryota, Metazoa, Mollusca, Bivalvia, Myida, Dreissenidae.